AUGGAAAGUCUUAGGAAGGAGCAACUGAAUCCGACCUCUUCUGUCAACUUCCUCGAAGCACUUCCCGAUGUCCUUUUCUAUGCGGUGAUUGAGAAACUUCCUGCACGCGUCAUCGAAAACACUGUUCGACUACUCUCAAGGGAUUGCUAUAGAAGGGUCGAGCUGCGCAGAGCAAGACUUCCUCGCGUUUGUUUCAAUUGGCUUGAUGUUUAUAGGAACGAGUUUUCCUAUGGCUUUGGAACAAUCACCUCAUAUAAGGAAACAAUCGAAUCAACUAAUUUGAUGCACCAUUUGGAGUAUUUGGCAAAGCGUGUGACUUUCAAGAGACUCGUUUUGUUUGACGUCGAUUGGGAAGUGUUUGCAAAUUGCAAGGCAUUAUUCCGAUGCGAGGAAUUAGCUUGUUAUAUCGAAGAGACGACUCUUUCGCCGGAAAGAUUCGUGGAUGUAUUUUGCCGUAUAAGGCCUACGCACCAGCUAACUAUUUUUGUGAAUGGAGACAAACAAAAUGUUCCUGUUACGAGCGAUUUUUUCACCAAUAAUCAUGCGGUUGGAUUGCAAAAUGUUUGCAUUGAUGGUUGGGGCAAGGCCAUGGUUGAUCCAUUAAAUGACACGAUCUUGUCGAAUUUUUGUCUUUUGAGUUUUGACGAGCGUCAAAUUGAUGAAAUUAACCUUCGAGCAGUUGGUGGGAAAGCAGAACUCCAAAAUUUCUUGCGCAACUUACUUGGAUUGUCAGGUGUUAAACUGAUUGAGAAUGCUUCAACUUCCAACUAUCAUGAGAUUCGUUUGAAAAGAGCAAAUGGGGACGUCGUUCAGCUUAACGUUGAUGCUAAUGUAGACGCUUCUGCACCAGGCAGUAUUGGAAUCUACAUGAGGCGUAAAUUUGGUUUGACUGGACGCAACGAGAUGCCCCAUAUGCAUGAAGUCACCACUGAAAAGGCGCCACUUGCCAGACGUGACGCUGCGAACAUUCCCACUCGUUAUUAUGAUCGUCCUAUUGAUUUGGAAACUGUGAAUGAGGAGGAUCGCGCAGCUAUAGAAUCCAACUACUGGCUCUCGACGAAUAGAAACGCGUUUUAUAAGAAAUACGGCGACAAGAUCAAACUCGCAAAAGCAUCAACGUGCACUUCCGAUUCGAAAGAGACUUUCUGCCGUUCUCCUCCAACAACUCCAUAUUCAGAUGCGAACAAGACACAUUAUAAUUCCAGAAUGACCGUAGCAGAAAAAAUCGUGCUUGUGUGUCUUGCAGUUGUUUGCUUCGUUAUCCUUCUCAUUGUCAGUAGGAUCGGAGAAGAAAAUACAGCACAUGAGCUCGAAAACGGAUCGUAUGAAGAUAGACUGCAGGCGGGAGGGAACAAAAAGCCUCCACAAAACAAAACCAAAAAAGUGUUAGAACCUGCAUUUUAUUUUCCCUCGCAUUCAAUUGAUCCAACUCCUCCAAAUACGUCUGUUGUUCCGAACUUGGAAGGCUGCUUUUCCCAAGCCACAUCUGAGACUUUGAAAAGCCAAGGAGAGAUUUGGCAAAAGAAGAUGGACGAGAAAGAAUUGGCUGAACGUUUUGAAAUUCUUAUCGAAAAUGCGUUUUCAAUCGUUCCUCAUUCUCAUCGUGAUGCUUCUCGCUAUGUCUGUCACUCUUGCGCUUCCAUCAAAGCGUGGGAC
Molecule: messenger RNA, 1656 nt
Organism: Mesorhabditis belari
Lineage: Eukaryota; Metazoa; Nematoda; Chromadorea; Rhabditida; Rhabditidae
Source: the annotation of a GenBank genome assembly